Molecule: messenger RNA, 854 nt
Organism: Rubroshorea leprosula
Lineage: Eukaryota; Viridiplantae; Streptophyta; Magnoliopsida; Malvales; Dipterocarpaceae
Source: the annotation of a GenBank genome assembly
AUAUUGUCAAUUUACUCUCUUUUUAGAUAUGGAAUUUUCAGCCAUCACCAUGGAGGAAUUAUGCAUGAGCGGAGAAGGCGAGGGGGGAAGAAGAAUGGGGAGGAAAAGGCCUGUCUAUGAUGAGAACAAACAGUACAAAUCAAAGAACCUCAAUGCCGAGAGGCGAAGGAGGGAGAAACUCGGCAACAGGCUCCUCACUCUGCGUUCUUUAAUGAAUAAGGCAACCAUAAUUGACGAUGCAAUUACUUACAUCAAAAGCCUGCAGAACACUUCCAAGGUUCUCAGUGACCAGCUUCUGGAAAUGGAAGGAUUUCCAGAAGAGGAAGAAAAACCCAUCAAGAGUGAGAUUGAUGCUGCAGAAGAGAUGAAGAAACAUGGAAUUCAGGAAGAAGUUGAGGUGAGCAAUAUUGAUGGGGAAAAACUUCUGAUCAAGAUUGUCAUUGAGAAGAAAUGCGGGCGGUUCACUAAAUUGAUGGAAGCCAUGAGUUAUCUUGGAUUUGAGCUGAGUGAAACCAGUGUUACAACCUUCUCAGGUGCAAUGCUUGUUACAUCCUGUAUACAGGGAACUUAUGGAGAUAAGCUCACAGUGCAGGAAACCCAGGAUUUGCUGUUGGAGAUUAUCAGAGGCAUUUAGCUACUGAUUUUGCAGAAGCAUUUUAUUUAACAGUAAAUACUAUGAUUUAUCUAAUAACAUACUGUAUUUUUGCCGUACAAUUAAAAAUUUGACAUUCAUUGAUAUUUAUUAUGUAUAUUGACUGGACCUUAAUUAAACAAAAAGACUCCAUGGAAGUUGCUUUGAAGGUUAUGAGACUGAGUCAAUUGUUUGAAACUUUGAAUGAAUACUCUUGACUGCU